Trichoplax adhaerens is the source of this 1902-nucleotide messenger RNA. RefSeq lists its product as uncharacterized. Gene Ontology annotation, cellular component: cytosol. Gene Ontology annotation, molecular function: FAD binding; methylenetetrahydrofolate reductase [NAD(P)H] activity. Bases 1 to 1902 code for a protein of 633 amino acids. NCBI's taxonomy places the organism in Eukaryota, Metazoa, Placozoa, Uniplacotomia, Trichoplacea, Trichoplacidae. The transcript is spliced from 10 exons. The record is from RefSeq and is a predicted model, not a curated record. Gene Ontology annotation, biological process: tetrahydrofolate interconversion.
AUGGAUUGCCAAUACGGAGCGAAAAAAUCGGUUAUUACUGAUGGCAUCGUCGAUGAUAACUACGAUGAUGCUCAUAUUAUUCAAAAAAUUAGGAAAAGAAUAAACUCCGGAGAUAAAUUUUAUUCCUUAGAAUUUUUUCCGCCGCGAACGGAUAGCGGAGGCGUGAACCUUAUUGCCCGCUUUGAUAGGCUCGCUAUCGGCAAUCCACUAUUUAUUGAUGUUACUUGGCAUCCAAAAGGUAAUUCCGGUGGAGAUGAAGUUACUGCUUCGCUAACUAUAGCCAGUGCAGCGCUAAAUUUCUGUGGACUAGAUUCCAUGCUACACAUGACAUGUAUUAAUUCAACUACGGAGGAUAUCGAUAAAUACCUUCGUAAGGCUAAAAAGCAAGGAUUACGAAAUAUACUGGCAUUGAGAGGAGAUGUAUCCGAUUCUAUUGAUGAAUCGGUCAGGCAUACAAAGGAAUUAAAAUAUGCUUCUGAUCUGGUUAAGCAUAUUAGAAAAGAGUUUGGAAAUUACUUUGGGAUUGCAGUUGCUGGAUAUCCAGAUGGCCAUCCGGAAUGUUCCUCAUAUGAGGACGACAUUCGACGAUUAAAGGAAAAACUCGAUAAUGGUGGCGACUUCGUUGUCACCCAGUUAUUUUUUGAUGCCGAAACCUAUUUUAAAUUUCUUCGCGAUUGCCGAAAUGCUGGUAUCACUGCACCAAUUAUUCCUGGUAUUUUACCGAUACAGGGGUACAACUCACUUCGUCAUUUGGUACAGUUAUCGAAGCUACCAGUACCCCAACGAAUUCUCGACACUAUAGAAUCAAUCAAGGAUAAUGAUGAGGCUAUUCGCAAAUUUGGCAUUGUGGAAGCUACUAAUUUAUGUAAAAAACUACUAGCAUCUGAUGAUGUACCCGGAAUUCAUGUUUAUACCUUAAAUAGAGAGGAAGCUGUUGUGAAAUUGCUAAAGCGUGUUGGUCUAUGGCAUGAAGAAUCUAUCUAUAAAAGUCUUCCGUGGAGACCUUCGGCUAAUGGAAAGCGCAUUUCGGAAGACGUUAGACCGAUAUUCUGGGCAUCAAGGCCGAAAAGUUAUGUCCAUCGUACAAUGAUGUGGGAUGAAUAUCCCAAUGGUCGGUGGGGCAGUUCUGCAAGUCCGGCGUUUGGCGAAUUAAAGGAUUAUCACAUUUUCUAUUUAAAGAACACCUCUAAGAAAGAUGAAUUACUUAAAAUGUGGGGAGAAAAAUUAGAAUCUGUAGAAGAUGUCUACGAGAUUUUUACAUGCUUUGUUUCAGGAGAACGUAAUAAGUAUGGUUAUAAGGUAGACGCGCUCCCUUGGAGUAAUGAUGCAUUAGCUCUAGAGACCUUAUUUAUUAAGAAGAGUUUAGAAUACAUUAACAGUAAAGGAAUUUUGACUAUCAAUAGUCAGCCGAAUGUCAAUGCUCUACCUUCAACCCACGAAGUAUUCGGUUGGGGUGGCCCAAAUGGUUACGUUUAUCAAAAGGCGUACCUGGAAUUUUUUAUAUCUGCUGAAAGAUUUAAGACCCUUUUAGAAGUACUUCCUAACUUUCCGAUGAUAAACUAUCAUGCUCUAGACUUGAGUGAAUCAAUUAAUGUAUCGAAUUCCGAUCAUCAUCAACCUAUAGCAGUAACAUGGGGAGUAUUUCCUGGAAGGGAAAUCCUACAACCUACAGUAGUUGAUCCUACCAGUUUUAGUUAUUGGAAGGAUGAAGCGUUUGCGUUGUGGACUAAUCAGUGGGCCAACCUUUACCCGGAAGAGUCUAAAUCUCGUCAGGUUAUAACUGCUGCCGUACGUAAUUUCGUACUGGUAAAUAUGGUAGACAAUGACUUUAUUCAGGGUGGCAAUUUAUGGAAGGUGCUAGAUCAGCUAUUCUCUCUGGAGGCAGAUAAAGCUGUGUAUUAG